ACUAAACUUUGUUUCUCUCCCCGUGUGAUGGAGUUUCUUCUCUGGCACAGCUGCGUUUCGACAUUUUAGGGAUUGCCUCUACCGUCACAACCUAACAACCUCGUCUGCUCCAGUCUGAUCGUUUCAAAAUGGCGCCGUUCCCGGACGAGAUCGACGUCUUUUCCGUGCCGCAUUCAAGGAUGAAGAGACUCGUGGAGGUCUACUCCGAAAAGCUUAUCUGCACGGACUUCUCCGACUACAGCGCCCUAGAGUCGCUGCUGCACAGCUUGCACCGGACUUUCUGCGAGUUCAAGUGCCACGAGCAGAUCGAGAACCAGCUUAUAAUGACCAAGCUCAAGAAGAAGCUGAAGACGCUGUCGAUCCACGACUCGUCCGUCUGCAAUUGCCACAGCGACAACCGUUUGUCGGACAUGCUGGCCCUGGUGCACGACGGCUACUCCUGCACCAACAAGUCCGAGUCAGAGCGGCUCAACUAUGGGCUCCGGCUGCGCCACGCGCUGCUCGAGUUCACCGACAAGUUCCUGCCGCACAUGAAAGAAGAGGAAGAGGUGUUCCAGCCGAUGCUUAUCCAGUACUUUGGCUACGAGGAGCUCAAGACACUCAAGGAACUGGUGAUACAGGAGCACAGCAAGCGCCAAGCACGCUGCUCGGAAGAAAAGUGCUGGAGCGAGCUCGAGAACGUCGACAAGAAGGCCGAUGACGAUGACACCGAGCUCCAGACUCCGGCCGAAGACGCAAAGUCCUUUGCCGACCUGCCGGAGGAGAUCCUGCUGGAUGUCUUCUCACGGCUGACUGCCCGGGACCUGUCUCUCUGCGGACGUGUCUGCAGGACUUGGUACAGCGCGUCCAGGGACCCCACCCUGUGGAGAGAGCUCUUGCCCGUCCACUGGGCCAGAGGGGUGUGGCAGAGGACGGUGUUGGAGCCCACCUGCCAGGAAGACAAUGAGAAGAGCCUCGACGAGGAUGCGGACUUUGACGAGUCGAGCAGUGGCAACAGCUCGUCCGAAGAAGACGCCUCCUCGGUCUCGGUCGGAAGCGUCAGGAGGGAGACGGCGCUGCUCGCCUCGCUCGCCAAGCACCUCCUGCCCGUCGUAGGGGCCGGGGUUCGGACUGUGAUUCUGGCGACCUCCAAGGCCCUCAACAACAGACUGCUGAGGACGAUCUUGAAACACUGUCCCAACGUACAGCACCUGGACGUCUCCUACACCCAGACAGGAGAUGCGGCGUUCAAAGGGCUCGAAGACCACGAGGCCUGCUCCUCGUUGGAACACGUCGACCUCUCUGGCUGUUCGUCCAUGACCGAUGUCGGCCUCGUGCGCCUGGCACAGUGCCUGCUCCUUCGUCGCGAGACGCCGUCGCACGACGCCGACCCCCGCGUGGACGUGGCAGUCCCCUGCUCCGCGGCGUCAAACGUCGUCUUGCACGGCGUUCGUCGGUUCUGCGACGGCUGUCCAUACCGGGACCGCUGCAGCGGCGUGGUUAGCCUCUCGUCUUCCGCCAACCUGUCGGACUGGGACCUGUCCAGCUACCUCUCUUCGGUGUGCGCUCUGUCCGGCCUCGAUUCGCCUCCGCCUGGCUCGUCGGGCCGAGACGCCACGUCGGAGCGGAUUUGGUCGCUGCGGGGCUCUUCGUCGGACUGCAACCAGUCGGCGUGGGACGUGCCGGCCUGCGCCUACAAGGAGGAGCCGUUCCGGACAUCUGGGCUCAGGUUUCUGAACCUGUCUGGAUGCUUCAAGAUCACGGACGACGGCUUGCUGUUUCUGACGGACCAACACCUGCUCUCCCGACUGGAGUACCUGGACGUUUCGGGAUGCUUCCAGCUGACGGGAGGCGGCCUGGGCGAACUGAUGCGAGGAGCCCCGCGCCUGCUUCCCGAGAACCUCUUCUACUGCGACUACGUCGACGGCGGCCCUUUCCAGGAGUCUGCCAAUGGCUGCCAGAACCUGCAGUGCGUCUCGCGAGCCUGCUGCCGCUCGGGGGAAUGAGUCGGCAGGUUGCGAGAGUCUUGAUUUCGGCCCUUUCAGAGUCGUGACGAGCCUGGCUUGCUUCUGCUGGACUCGACGAAUGUAACCAAGCUGCCGGCGUGAACGGUUUGAAAUGGUUCAAACCUUCGGUGGACGUUACGAACGUUCGAAAACUAAAACUAGUUUUUGGUUUUGAGAGGUUGUAGGCUGGACCUGUCUGAUUCAAAGCUGGAGGAAGAGAAUCAUUUCAUUUAUUUCAUCCUUAAAUGCCCACGGGGGUCUUUUAAAGGUCAACACUUAACUUCCUCUUUUAAAUUUUCGCCGCUGCACUUUGGCCUAUUUCUCAUCAAAGUUGUACGAUUGUGACGUGAAAUGUUGUGGCAUAUUUGUCCUGAAGAAAAUUGGCGAAGGGUAACAAGGCGGGUGAUCCAUCUGGCUUGUUGUCCGCCUCUUUUCACCUUUGUCGGCUUACUGAUUUCGGUGAGAAUCAGGCCUAACUGCAGGACACAGUCAAAGAAGAGAGAGGCAUCUGAACGGCAUCGCCUCGCCGCGGAGCAAGUGUGUCAGAGGUUCGCUCGCGUUUUUGACAAAUGCCAUGAGAUGGCACCAAUUACGAAGGACCGAUAAGAACCAAUUGAGGAAUCGUCUUUAGUCUCGCCCCUGCAAAAAGCUCUCUAAACUCUUAAUGCUUCUGCGGGAAAUGUGCAAAGCCGAAGUAAACUUCUGCUACCUUGGCUGCCCCGGUUCAUGCGCCUCUCUCUUCCACUGUGCUGCUCGGUUCCCAUUAAUGAAAUUCAAUCCUUAUUUGUAUCUUUUGAUUUGAGCUGCUUCAUCCUUUGCUAUUUUUCAUCGGCAGUCCGCUGUCCGGCCGCACGAAGUUACGGCGUCGUAGCCCACAAAACUGGUUUUCAUUGUACGUUCGAAGUGGGCCUGAUCUUUUUGGUCUUCGGUGUUGAAGGUCCUCCCACUGAACCUGGGCUUACGCAGCUGGAGCGCACAAGAUGGUUCCAGGUGGCUUUCAGGGGAGGUCCUUGGGCGUGCCAGGCUCGUUUGUGGCUUUGAGAGGGUUACGAAGUGACUGAGAAAGUCGAGGAAAUUUUUUCGUUUCGAGCUUGUUUCAUUGUGUUACUUUUGUUCUUGUGUCGGCGGUUAAAGGCUGGUUUGGCAGUUGGGUGGGGUUUCUGGCUUGAAGGAAGAGCGACCUCUUAUUUUUUUUCCAAGAAAUAUUUAAUCUGAGGGAAACGAGUUUUGGAGCCUCGACCUUCAACUUUUUGUUCCUUUUCCUCUUUCUUUUUAUUUGACUGACGUUACUACAUUGACCAAUGCCCUAUUUACUUUGUUUCUUUUGGUCUGCUUAACUGGGUAUAAUUGGUAGAAGGUCAGGGAGGUUUAGUACUGGUGGGCUGUCCUAAUCUGCGUCAGUAUUUCUCCGUUCCAGUGAGCGCGGGGGGUUUUGGCUGGAGCUUUUCAUGGGAACAUAGGAACUUCUCAGGUUUAAUUGUCUGUUUAUUUGCUGUCUUGAAAGGAUGAGCGAGCGUUUUAAUGUUCUUUGUGUCCACUAAUUAGGGAUCCAUGGGGGAUUUCUUUAUUGCACUUUCUUUUUGACUUGCUUAUUUCUCCAAGAAAGUUUAACAUAUUGGUUUCUGGGUAACCGGCUUUACUUGUCCCCCCAAGAAAAAAGCAAGUUUUGCGCAUUAUUCAUCUGCUUUGCAAAGUAGUAUGUACAAGAUUUGGUUGCCAGCGAAAAAAAGCUACUAGGCUUUUUGCACUUGUAACACAUAUUGUUUUGAUGAAAUAGCAAAUAACUGGUCUCAAGCAGUGCUUUGUGAGGAGUAAAACUUUUUUCUUUUUAUAUAAUUCUUGAGAUGAAUACAUGUAUAGAUUUGCAGUUGCAUGAUAGAGAGAAUAUUUUGAUGCUGUGGAGAGAGUAGAAUGUAUGAAAGGUCUGGGGCAGAUUUUUCAACUCUAUUUUCACCUUUCCAUUUUUUAACUGGGUUAUAUACAUAGUAGCUUUCUAUAUGAGAGUCCAUGGAAGAAUUCUGUUGUUGAACUCUUGGAUUAGAUUCUUUUGUACCUUAAACGUCGACCCUCUUACUAGUUAAUUUUCCAGUGUAAGUUGACCGUGUCUUCGUCCAGAAAUCUGAGGGGACGGGCGUCUAAUCACAGUUUUCUCGCUCUCUAGUUAUUUUCGGGGCUAGAGUGGCUGUAUCUUUGUUCAGAAAUGUAAGGGGAUGGACAUUUUGUUAUAGUUGCACUUUUCUUACCUCUGUUGAAGAUACCUUUGACAGUUGCUUAAUUGUAAGCUCUGUAAGUUCAUUUAUGGCUUGCACCAGGCCAGGGAUGACAUGAGCCAUUUCAUACAACAGAUUUUAUAAGGAAUGAAAAGGAAAACCUAUUUUUGCUGUCCGUUUGCAUUGGCCAUAUGAUGGGGGUUCUGAGAAAUAAAUUAGUAGCUAGUAGCUGCCUUUAACACCAUCACAACAGUGGCAUAGCCCUGGGGGGGGGGGGGGGGGGAGAGGGAGAGAGGGAGGGGGAGGGGGAGAGGGAGAGGGGGGGAAGCUAAUGGGGCUUCAGCCCAUCCCCUCUCCGCACCCUAAGUCCUGGACAUCCCAGCCACCUCAACCCCCCCCCCUCCCCAAGAAAAAAAAAAUCUUCCUGGCUACACUACUGCUUUAAAAGAGAUGAUUUUGACUCGGCUCCUAUUUUUUUCCCCUCUUAGGUUGCAGUUAUAUGUAAUGGUGUACUUUAUGGUUUAUUUUUUAAAUCUCUUGCUCAGCCUCUGUUACAUAUCUCAAUUUUGUUUGCUUUGAUUAUGCUGCAGGAACGGUACCUAAGUUGUAGAUACUUAGGCCAAGUUCCGCAACUUUCUGUGCAGGGAUCUGCAUUAGUCCUGUGGAAACCUGUUCUGGCUACCAUUUGUUUGUAUCUUUAUUCUGCUGCAAAAGCAGUCCAGCCUUCAGUUGCAUAACAUUGUAUUUUCAGUUAUUUUUGGUCACCACCUUAGUGUACUUCUCAUGUUAUUACUGGCUUUGUCAUUGGUCUGUUCAUUUGUGGCUGGGGAUCAAUACAGAUUUUUCAGCAUUAAUUUACUGCAACAAAAAAGACACCACACAGUUGCUGCCAUGUAUACUACUGCAGCGACUAAAGCAUAAGUAAAAUAGGUAUGCAAGUACCAGUCGAAUUUAUAUAGUUGUAUACUCUCAUGACCAUACCAGUUAAACCAGUCUUUUGUUUAGUUCAUUGUCAUGUAAGUAAAUGUCUCUUGACUUUACAAAAUGUUGUAGGCACAAUCUUUAUUUAAUGAGAGUCUGUGGAGGUUGAGGGUGUACCAUGGUAUAUCUUUUUUGUUUUGUUUCAUGCGAUGCCACAACUGUCAGUUCUAAAUUCGUAGUGUUUCUGGGGCGAUAGCGAUCAAGGGAAUGUUAAAGGGAUGGUGAACCGAAAUUUGGAUUUCCGAAAAAAAAAAAAAAUGCAGGAAAUGUAGGCAGGACACUACAAUCUCUACACCAGUACUCGCAAGGCGAUAUCUCGAAUAGAUGGCCGUAUUUUUGGAAAAAGAGGUCGAGAUUGAACCAGGCCGACGAGGCGCGUGACGUCAAUAUACCAAGUUUCCUCCUCUCUUCGCUUCGCUCCCUCAAGGCCGCGAGGCGGGGAAGACGCGAGCCCGUUCCCUCUCCUUCUCGGAGAAACAUGACGACAUCAUCUCUGUCAAAUGCGCCUCUUUUCUUAAAAAGUUUGUCAUCCGUUCGAGAUAUCGCCGUAUGAAUGAUGUUUUGGUGUUCGCAGCAUCCUGUUGCACGCUUUUACCGCAUGUUUUGUGGGAUCAAAAUUUCGGCUCAGCAUCCCUUUAAGUCCGCAACUGACGUCACAUUGCAUGAUUCUUAAUUUUUGCAUAAUACUUCGUUUGUACCAAGCUCACCGAACCUGGAUGCUUGUUUUACUUUUUGUUGCAUCUGCCGCCACAUUUUACCCGUUGCACGCUGAACCGGUUAUUUCAUCCGUGUAAAUGCACAUGCAGCUAGCACUUGCUCAUUUAUCAUUCUUCUUGUAUAGUUACGAGGAAAGUGUUCUUGGACAAAGGGACUGGUCGAGUUUUGCGAACGAGCUUUGUGGACGAAAUGUACUAUGAGAAGUGAAAAGGCAAUCACGAGAACGCGAAAGGGUGCAAUAAUCUAUGUGGCAGUAACAGUGAAAGAAAAAAAAAAAAGUAAUGUCUUGGAACCUGCUAAGUACGCAAGACCAGCUCCCAUUUCCUUCGCUCGAUUUUGGAUGUCUUAAUCUUCACCUUUCAUAGCACUUUACUGUCGAGCCUUUUUCACAGUUUGUCUCCGCUAAACGGCACAAGUAGCUUGCAUCCUUGUAGAUAAGGUGCAGCUUUUUGCUUUCACAGUUUACUCUUUCAAUGUCCGGCAUUUUGCUGCACCGGAGAAAGUUGAUUCUAGUCUUGUGAGCACAUGAUCCCGGGUCAAACUGGUUAGUGAAUCGCUUCCCAGUACAGUUUGAUUCCCGUGUUUGUUGGGCAUCUAGUUGGGGUUGAAAUGUAUAUAGUGUAACAUACGCUACUGUGCGGGUCUGGUUUUGUUUUCUAACUUGACUGAGCAAUGCUUGACGCCUGAUACGACAGAUUGGGUUGCUGUGUAAUUCUCUGGGUCCUUCCUUUGCCAUCGUUAUUCUCUUUAUUUGUUUUUAUAACUUUUUCUCUAAUGGGAAGACGGAAAUAUACAUUCGCUUUUUCAUUACAAUGUAGAUGUUUGUUUUGUUUUUACGUAGUGUUUUUUGUUUAUUUCCUCGUGUUUCCACUCGUGUUCUAAAGCAGCGCAUAUAUGUUUAUUCAAACAAUGUAGUAACUAUCGUUUAAGAGCUGUUAUCUUCGCAAAGAGUUGAAGGCAGUGUGUGAUAUUUUCGUGCCGAAGAGAAUGUGGGUCUUUUUAGUAUUGUUUUGUUCGUAUAUUGUUGGUUUCUAAACUUUAAAAGGCAGGAUAUUGCUGCAGCGUUUUUUGUUUUGUUUAAUGUUUUUUUUUUAUUAGUCUUAACCAUGGCAUAAAUUUGUUGUUGGGUGGGCGUUGCAAUGGUACUGUUAUGCAUUGUUAUGUCCGACGACGUUUCUCGGGAUGACGUCGGGCAUUUGUUGCUGAACUGUCUCAUAAGCGUAGUUUGGGAGAGGUGCAGAAGAUGGUGAUACUUCGUUGCUGGUCACUGCUGGAGUUUUGGUGAAAUCGCUUCGACUCGCGUCUUGGGAGUUUCUGUGUCCGUUUCCCCUGUUUAUCGCAUUUAUCUUUUUAUAGCGUCGUCUGCCAUUAUUAAAGGCGAGGUAUGCAGGUG
Ixodes scapularis (black-legged tick) is the source of this 7286-nucleotide messenger RNA. Its product is annotated as F-box/LRR-repeat protein 5. Lineage: Eukaryota; Metazoa; Arthropoda; Arachnida; Ixodida; Ixodidae. Gene Ontology annotation, cellular component: cytoplasm. The record is from RefSeq and is a predicted model, not a curated record. The coding region runs from base 129 to 1985 and encodes 618 amino acids. Gene Ontology annotation, molecular function: protein binding. Gene Ontology annotation, biological process: intracellular iron ion homeostasis. The transcript has 10 exons.